This is a messenger RNA of Cyprinodon variegatus (sheepshead minnow), 4800 nucleotides long. It is a transcript of the gene ralyl, whose product is annotated as RALY RNA binding protein-like. The transcript is spliced from 10 exons. The record is from RefSeq and is a predicted model, not a curated record. Gene Ontology annotation, cellular component: nucleus. Gene Ontology annotation, molecular function: RNA binding. The coding region runs from base 458 to 1339 and encodes 293 amino acids. NCBI's taxonomy places the organism in Eukaryota, Metazoa, Chordata, Actinopteri, Cyprinodontiformes, Cyprinodontidae.
ACAUAAAACCGGUUCAGUUGUAACCGUGGCGCGAUAAGCAGCGCAGCGCUCUUUCUUUUUCUCUUUUUUACACUACUUUUGCAGGAGCAGAGGCGUUAUAGGAAAGCAGUCGGCAUCAUCAGCUGUUCGAGGCUGGACUCUCAUUGCUGGAAGUCGGAGCUGAAGGAGUCACAUGACAGAACUGGAGGCAGAGAGCUAGAGAGGGGAAAAAGGCACAGCAUUCCGCCUCGCACCGCCAUACUGUAGCCUCUUUUGAGCCAUUUCACAUUUUUAUUGCAACAUUUUACUCCCGCUCGGCUUCAAGUUUUCAGCAUGCAGUGAUUCAGAUCGAGAGGGUAAAAAAAGAAAAGGAAAAAAAAAAGAAACGGGUGCGUUUAUCUGUCUCUGAGAAAGCCUCUCACUUUGCUUGCAGUUUUGCAGAAAUCCUGCGCAUUUACUGGAGGGCAACCGGAGGAGAAUGACUGGUAAAACCCAGACCAGCAACGUGACCAAUAAGAAUGAUCCACGUUCCCUCAACUCCAGAGUUUUCAUCGGGAACCUCAACACAGCCAUCGUUAAGAAGACCGACAUAGAGGUCAUCUUCGCCAAGUACGGCAAGAUAGUGGGUUGCUCUGUGCAUAAAGGUUAUGCAUUUGUACAGUACUUGAAUGAAAGGAACGCCCGGGCAGCUGUUGCAGGAGAAAACGCUCGCAUCAUUGCAGGACAACCUCUAGAUAUAAACAUGGCAGGUGAGCCCAAGCCAUACCGGCCUAAAGGUGCCUCCAAACGGCCACUCUCAGCUGUUUACAGUGGUUAUGAAUUUGAUUACGAAUACUACAGGGAUGAUUUCUACAGCAGGCUUUUUGAUUACCACGGCAGAGUGGCCCCCCCACCCAGAGCUGUGAUCCCCCUGAAGCGCUCCAGGGUGCUCGCUCCUUCCUCUCGCCGUGGGAAAACUUCCUUCCCUGUCAAAACAUCCUCCUCCUCCUCCUCUUCAUCCUCCAGACCUCCGACAUCGUCCUCUUCCACCUCAGGUGUCAAAUUGAAGACGGACCAGCUCCAGACGAUUAAACGAGAACUGACCCAGAUAAAAAUGAAGAUCGACUCUUUACUGGGACGUCUGGAAAAGAUCGAGAAGCAGCAGAGGACCGAAUCUGAGGCUCAACGAAAAUACGAUGACAACUGUGACUCCCUGCAUGAGGGGUCUGUGUCAGAGACUGCAGAAAACUCUGGAGAGGAGGCAGGCGAGGGAGGGCUAGACGUGGAGGCAGGCGAGAUGACCGAUGGAGGCGAGGAUGACUAUGACGAGGAGGGCAACCACCAUCUGAUAGAGAACCACGUAUCUGACAUUGACAACUGAGAUAAGGUCGAGGAAGCAAGCUCUCCCGGUUGUAGGUUUUAGAUUUCAUCAUCACCUGUGAGAGGCAGAAGAGGAAACCUGUGAGGGAUGAGGGUGGGGGACUGUAAGUUGUACUUUGAAGAUGCCAAGUCGUGUUUUGAUGCUCAGCUAUGCGGCAUGAACCAAAUGUGAUGUGUUCUUUAAGGAAAAAUUAUCCCAGACCCUGUUUUAACAUCAGAGUUAAGCUGCUUUUAUCAAACGGCAAGGAGGGAACAGGAAGAUUUAUAUAUAAUUAUUGAUGCUUUUAUGAACUGUGCUUGCGCUCUAAUUCUACAAAUUUUUCUUUAAAUGUUUUUAUUUCUUAAAAAUGAAAUAAAUAACUUAAGGACAAUCUCUUGCCGCAAAGUGGUGUUAACAAAAUAAACGAAACACCACUACCGUCUGAUUAUGGAUUUGGACUCAUACAUACGCCAAUAGCUGUGUGCAUAACAUUAUCCAGCUUUAUCCAUUUAUCACAAAAAUGUCCCUGUGGGGCUGUUCCAUCUUGUAUCUCCACUCCUGCCAAGUUUCAGAAGCAGCGAGGGCUUCCUGUGGUGGAGCGAGCCAACCCUGGCAGCGACCUCCUGACAGGGAAGCAGGGCCAUGUCUCCUCCCUGCUCAGCACUGUGCAUCCUAACAUGGACUGCUGCUGUUCUCCUGCACCAUCUCUUUCAUUCGGCACUGUUUUAUAGCAUUCCAUUCAAAGGAGAGAGAGCAAGGCAGGAGUUUUCAAAAGGAUGGAGGGGGGGUUUUUUUCUGUUUUUUUUUUUUUCACUUUUUCGAACCACAAAUUUUAAUGUAUGUUAUUGGGAUUUCAUUUACUAAAACACAAAGCACUGCUAUAUUGUAUAAAGGAAAUGCUAAUCUCAUAACCCAUAAAUAAAAAUAAGUACAUAAGUAAAUAAAAAAAUAAAAAAGUAUAUCUUACAGAGCAUUGUUCAGCUCAUCAUCUGAAAAGGAGUAUGACACAACUGACACGCUACAAAGGUUGACAAACACAUUGGAGUCUCAGGUGGACAGAAUGGCUAUUAAGUGUUCUAUCCACAAAACUGUCUGUUUUUAGAGUGGGUUUUCUUCAUCAUGGAAGGCAAACCAGAUAAAAAUUGAUAGGAAAAUGGAGGUAGCUUAAUGGAGCAUAUUCCUGGAAGAAAAUCUGUAAGAGUUUGGCUACAUUAGAAUAGUUUACUUCAGAGAACAGAGGUUCUCCAUCCAAAGGGGUAAAGCCUGACAUUUGAUUAAGAUAUUACUACAUAAAGGUAGUUAUGCAAAAUAUUGACUUAGGGAGGCCAUAAAAAACAUUAUUUUGGAAAAUAUCAAAAAUAAUUUAUCUUCAAAUUUGCUUUUGGUAAAAAUUUCAUGAUGGUUUAACAAAUACAAGUCCAAGUAAGACACAUUUGGAUGUAAUCUGACAAAAAAAAGGUAUACACAAGAAUGCCAAACAUACUCAAAUAUUUGAAAUCACCUAUUUUGUAUAUUUAGAAUUUCUCUGAUUAAAAUCAGACUUUAUUUUCCCUGAGUGGUUUCCUUGCAAUUUAAUUUUAGGAUUGAAAAAGUGAAGAGAACACAGGGUUUGGAAAUCAUGCAAAUAAAUGUUUUAAAUGAAUUUGGUCCAGAAUCCUACUGAUUCAAAUGCUUUUAUGCAGUAAAGUCAUAAAUGCAUCCACUUAGAUCCAAUGUAGUAAACACAGUCAAAUUCAGUUAAUCAUAGGUUGCCAAUUAGUAAAAAAUCUUUGCAGGGACUUUUACUGUUCCUCAUUCUAACCAACAAUGAGGAAACAACUCAACUCAAAGUCUGAACGUCUUUUCCAAUUAUUAUCCUUUUAAAGAGUUAACAUUGACAACAUCAUCAUCAUAAGGUUAAUAUUACAAGUUAAAAACCAAAAUCCCAUAAAACUGUUUUUAAUUCUGUUGUUAGACCUUAAGAUUGUUCAUUGAGAUUGACAAUUGCUUGUUCCAGUGAGUUUGUCUUGUAUCAAAGUUGCAUAAAACUUACACAUACACAUCUUUCUAGUAAUUGCAGGUAUAUUUGCUGAUCUUAUUUUGCCAGUGAGAUAGAAAACCAUUGAAAGUUUCAGAAGUGUAAUUCAAAAGCAAAACUCGCUCUUUGUAAAGAGUCAUUAGACAAUGCAUUAGAUUUGUUUUAUGGGGUAGGGUUUACAGCAAAUAAACAUCCACAACUUAGUUUUUAAUUAUUAUUAUUAUUAUUAUAUUUAAUUCUUCAUAAAAAUAAGACACAGUAAUGUCCCCCUGAUAGGCUUUAUGUCCAUGUGCUCAACAGUACAGAUAGAGGUGCAACAGAAAAGAAUUCUAUACCUAAUACCGGCAUGCAGGACAAACACCAGCCUGAGCCUAGGCUUCACUUCAAAAUCUUCCUAAGGCUGUUUUAUCCCCCUUUACUGACAAUUUGUAUCCCUUACACAUGAAAUCUUCAGUUUCUUUCAAAAUUAAGUUUUGUGGCUCAUCCUUCUAGGAGGGUGUACAUAGAUUUUUUUUUUUUAUUAUUUAGUCAGAUGGACAUAAAAAAAUUCUCUGAACCUUAUUUUUGGGUCAUUCAUUAGCUGCAAUACAGUUGUAAAAAUACAUGCUUACUUAGCAUGUGUCAGACUAUCUAUUGUGAAUGAAUAAGAAACCCAAUUUUCACAUUUUGAAAUAAAUCAAUAAAAGAAUCUACAUUUUUGGAUGACAUUUUAAUAUAUUCUGAACUAGCCUUACUUUUUAAAUCUGGAUAAAUGACUUUUUAAAAACCCUGAAGCAAGAUAUGAAGACUGGCUGAUUUUGCUCAUUAACAUAUACGCACCCCCAGUCCUGGUAGUGCUGCCAAAAAAAUGCCUAAAAUAUAACAGACUGCCUUGAACUAUUCAAAGUCAGUGUCUGGUUAAUAAUGAUAAAAGUGCAAUGUUCUGCACUAUUUUUGUAUCCAAAACAAGUUCAAAGAGAAUAAACAUUUGGUUCGUAAACCUUUUUUUUAUUCAUCUAUGUUUUAUCAUCAAACAGUGGUGGUGUGUCAUAUCUUUGGCAAAUAAAAAUAAUAAAACCCCCCAGAAAAUAACACCGGAUGAUUGCUUCAUAUGUCAGUUAUCUGAAUCACUUUGGAAAAUUUCUGGCUCAACAUGUUUAUAUUUGCUGUAAUUAAUCUGUUGUUAAUCAUUAUUUCAACUGCUGACAUCUUAAAGCGAAGUCACACUGUCCUGACAGUUUGUUGAAAACUGGUUUGCACCAGUAUUGUGGGACCUGUAGAGAUGUGUAAGUGACAACUGUUGUAUAGAAAUGUACAUUUUUUUGUAAAGAUAUUUUUAUCAAAUGGCAUGUUUCCUGUAACUUUGUAUUUUCAGUUUUCAUGUACAAAAAAAAAGAGGAAGGCGUAUUCUAACUGUUGUAAGGCUGCUGGAGUCAAUGUCAUUGUAGAUAACUUUGUGUUCUUAUUGGUGAAUAAAAAUAUUGUG